UGUUUAUGAUAGUUUAAAGAUCAUAUUUACUUUAAAUUAAUGAAACAUAGAUUACAAAAUGUCAAAGAGGAAAGUUCCUUAUACUCAAAAAUAUCGCAAAGAAUGGGAAUCAGAUCCAUUACUUAAGGAUUGGAUUCAAGAAACUCCAACAGACAAAAGUACAGUGUCUUGUAAAUAUUGUGGCUGCAUUUUAAAAGCACAUCAUGCUCUUCUUGUAGAACAUACCAAGACUUCAAAGCAUAUCAAAGCUGCUGAGCCAUUUUCGAGUCACAGACAAUCAAAAUUGAAAUUUGAUCAAGCUUCUACCUAUUCUCUUGAAACAGCUACAUUUGAGUUAAAAAUGGUACUUUUUGUUACAUGUCAUUGUGCAAUAAGAUGCAUUGAUCAUUUAAGUGCACUUACUAAACCUAUUUCUAAAACUAUAAAUAACGAAAUUAAACUGCAUAGAUCAAAAGCUACUGGAGUGUUGAAAAAUAUUAUUGCACUUCAUUUUAAAUCUGACUUGAGAUUAGACAUAGGAGAUAGCUUUUAUAGUCUUCUAAUUGACGAGUCAACAGAUAUUGCAGUAUUAAAACAAUUAGGAAUUUGUAUAAUUUAUUUUUCUGUAAAAAGGAAAAAUGUUAUUUCUACUUUUCUAAAGCUUGAAUCAUUAGAAGGAGGUGAUGCGCGAUCUAUUGUAAAAGCAAUCAAAGUUGCUCUUACAGAAUAUGGUCUUUCUGUACAAAAAAUGCGAGGUCUUGGAACGGAUAAUGCCUCUGUUAUGAUAGGCGUUAACAAUGGUGUUUUUCGUCAACUGAAAGAAGAAAUACCUCAUUUGUUAUUGAUUCGAUGUGUGUGUCAUUCUAUUCAGCUAGCUAUUUCAAAUGCAGUGGCAGAUACUCUUCCUCGGAAUUUAGAAUUUCUAAUCAGUGAAACAUAUAAUUGGUUUUCAAGAUCUACAGAACGGCGAGAACAAUACAAAAUUCUUUUCAAAGCUUUAAAUGAUGGUUUAGAACCUUUAAAAAUUUUACAAGUAGCAGCUACUCGUUGGCUGUCGAUUACAAAUGCAGUACGUAGAGUUUUGCAACAAUGGUUAGAGCUUAAAACUCAUUUUUAUUUGAGACGAACUGCUGACAAAUGUUAUGCUGCAGAGCUCCUAUAUAAUAUGUACACGGAUAUUCGUAAUAAGUUAUAUUUUAUAUUCUUGGAACCAAUAUUAAAUGAAACCGAGUCUGUUAACAAGGCAUUUCAAACCAAUAAUGGGGAUCCUGUAAAACUUUUAAAUGAUUUAACUGUUCUUAUUAAAGGACUUGCCCAACGAAUCGUUAUAACUGGGUGUAAAGAAGAUCUUUUAAAAAUUAAUGUAAAAGAUUAUCUUCAUCCGCAUCCAUAUCUUGGUUAUAAAUUUGAAGAAAAAAUGAAGGAAGCCAGAACAAAUAAUUUAUUAACAAUUGACGAUGAAAUACUAAUUAGAACUAGAUGCAUAGAUUUUGUGGUUGCAUUAGUUAGUCAACUUCAACAACGUCUUCCAGAUAACAUAGACAUUCUUCUCAAUAUUUCUCUUCUCUCUCCUGAAAACUCUCUACGCGCUAUAAAACCAUCUGUGAUUCCUCUCGCAAAGUUAAUGAACGAAACAAAAGAUGAUAUAACAAAAAUUGAUUAUCAAUGAUCAAAGCUCUCUUUUGUUUAAUGGCAAAAUACAACAACUAUAAUUUCUUUUUGGACUGAAGUGCAAGAAUAUCGAGAUGCAUCUGGCGAAAAUCCUUUUAAGGAACUUGUGGAUUUAGCAUUAAAAUGCCUCGUAUUACCAUAGUCUAAUGGAGAGGUAGAAAGAGCAUUUAAUCAAAUGAAAAUAAUUAAAACUCCUUUGCGGAAUCGUCUCCAUCAAGAUACAGUUAACAAUAUUCUGAUCACACGAGCAGGACUUCGAAGAAUAAAUAAGUGUUGUUUUGAAUAUCAAUUUCCGUCUUCAGUUCUUCAUCAAGUAGGAACUAUGGCAACAUACACGAAACAAAAUAAAUUUUUUGAUGAUGUUCCACAAACUUCCAGCACUUUAAAUAAAGAUUACCAACAGAAAUUAUUAAAUAAUGAUCUUUUGCAAUCUCCGUUUAAAGAAAAUUUGGAUCCAUAUGAUUCAGAUUAUGGUUUAGAUUAUGUGCAAUUCUUGUAAUGCGCAAUAAAAAAAUUUUAUAUUUUCUAAAAUUUUAAUAAAUAAUAUAUUAAAUAUAAAAAA
Monomorium pharaonis (pharaoh ant) is the source of this 2212-nucleotide messenger RNA. RefSeq lists its product as uncharacterized. The coding region runs from base 59 to 1648 and encodes 529 amino acids. The transcript is spliced from 4 exons. The record is from RefSeq and is a predicted model, not a curated record. Lineage: Eukaryota; Metazoa; Arthropoda; Insecta; Hymenoptera; Formicidae.